Malania oleifera is the source of this 1401-nucleotide messenger RNA. Its product is annotated as auxin-responsive protein SAUR36. The transcript has a single exon. NCBI's taxonomy places the organism in Eukaryota, Viridiplantae, Streptophyta, Magnoliopsida, Santalales, Ximeniaceae. Gene Ontology annotation, biological process: response to auxin. Bases 649 to 1176 code for a protein of 175 amino acids. The record is from RefSeq and is a predicted model, not a curated record.
UGUGUAAGAAAAUGAAAGUAUGUUUUAUUAUUCUCCAGAUUUAAAAAUAAUAAUAAUUUUUAUAAUCGGAUCAGAAUUUUAAAAUGAGAAAAUAAUAUUUAUAGUUGCUGCCAUAUCAAACUGCGCCUAAUAUCACUCCUGUUUUUGUGGGUGCAAAUCCUCUGUUUCCCUUCUGCUCCUUCUUCCACCUUACUCCCCUCUCGUACAUACCUUUCUUUUUGUUUUGACUCUUCAUACCAAUUCUUUCUUUAUAUAAAUAUAUAUACCCACUCACAUCCUCCAUUAUUACAACUUGAUUCUCAAUUUCCUCCACCACCAAAGCCUAUUCCCUGAAUAACCCCUUUCGAUUUUCAGAGAGAGCCAGAAGAAGAAGAGAAAUCUUUUCGAUUGUUCUUAUGCUCGUCUGUGGGUUAGACCCAGAGGUUGCUCAUGUCAAACAUACCGCUAUCCCUCUCUGAGAUCUGUCUCACUCUGUUCCGUCUGGCGAUGUCCGUCGCUGACCCAUGGCCUUUCUCCUAAAUGUCCCCAAGCCCUUCUUCUGUCUCCCGCAGUCGCUUCAAUUUUUACCUCUAAAGCUUUCAGUUAAUUCAAUUCCCUUUUUGGGUUCUUUCCUAGUCUCUUUCUGUGUGUAAUCAAUCAGUCCGCAAUAUGAGAAAGCUCAGAGGCUUCAAGCUCCGAAAACGGGUCACCGCCCUCUGCCGGUGGGCUUUCCGGGCGAAAAAACACUCGGUUUCCAGCUACCAGCGGCUGAACCCACCCCCUACCGCUUACGGCUCGAAGUCCGCCGCCGCCAUCUCCAGGCUCUGGAACUGGGGCCACCGCCUCAAGGCCAGAGCCAAGUCCCUCUGUUCCGCGAAAUCUAGUCCCUGUAUGACUUCCGGUUCGGGUCGGGGCUAUGCGCAGAUGGGUCGGGAGAAGCCGGAGGAGGUGCCGAAGGGACACCUGGCGGUGUACGUCGGCCAGAAAGACGGCGACUUUCAGAGGGUGUUGGUGCCGGUGAUUUACUUCAACCACCCUCUGUUUGGGGAGCUGCUGAGGGAGGCGGAGCAGGAGUACGGCUUCCACCACCCCGGCGGCAUCACCAUCCCGUGCCGGAUCUCCGAGUUCGAGAGCGUUCAGACCAGGAUCGCCGCCGUCCACGGUUCCCGGAAGUCACCGGCGAAGCGUCCUUUUUGAAUUCUGCGAUGACAGACGAUGAUGACGAUAAUGAAUGAUCGGUCUUAAUUACAAUAUAUGAUGAUGACGAUGAUGCUGCUUGCUACGAAUAGGAACUUAAUUAGCAAGUGUUUUUGUUUUUCAAAAUCUUGAUAGAAUUUCUUCUUUUUUAUUUGAUUUUUGGAAUGAGAUCUGAUAAAGUUUUUAGUUGUGGUGUAAAUAUAUGAAAAUUUUUCUGUUCAAUCA